CGAGACGCGGGGCAUAGAGGAAGGAUAACAAAUGUGAGUGAAAGAAAGAAACAGAAAAAAGUCUGGUAAAGUGGGGCUCAGUAACAGAUGUCAGACCGCGGGACUGUGUCUGGGGAAGGCGCGUGAUGCCGGGGAGGAAGAAGACGCGGGCGCACAGCGCGAGCUGCUCUUUGGUUCCUUAAUCGUUUCACGGUCCCCACUGAGCCCCUUUUCCACCUAAAACGUUUAGUUUCAGCUCAGUGAACACUUGCAACAGCGCAACGGGGAGCGGAAGAGUCGAAUUAUUUCGAUCUACAACUCACCAAAUGCCGCUGUAGGAGAAAAAAAAAAACUGGAAACUUUUUUGUUCUUUUUUUUCUCUCCUUCAUUUCCCUGCCAACCCCACGAACCAGCAUGGAAUUAGAGCAUAAGCAACAGCCGUACAGGGGCGGAAGGUCAGGGCAUGGCGGGGUGAACCAGCUGGGCGGGGUGUUUGUGAACGGGCGCCCCCUGCCGGACGUAGUGAGACAGCGCAUCGUGGAGCUGGCGCACCAGGGCGUCAGGCCCUGCGACAUCUCCCGCCAGCUCCGCGUCAGCCACGGCUGCGUCAGCAAGAUCCUGGGCAGAUACUACGAGACGGGCAGCAUCAGGCCGGGAGUGAUCGGGGGAUCCAAACCAAAGGUUGCUACACCCAAAGUUGUCGACAAGAUCGCGGACUACAAACGCCAAAACCCCACCAUGUUUGCCUGGGAGAUCAGGGACCGGCUGCUGGCGGAGCGGGUGUGUGACAACGACAGUGUGCCCAGCGUCAGCUCCAUCAACAGGAUCAUUCGGACUAAAGUGCAGCAGCCUCCUCUACAGCCCAUCUCCACUCACAGUUUAGCUUCCACGGCAACAGUCACUCAGGUGUCCACGGUAACCAGUGACUCACCCGGCUCCUCCUACUCAAUCAGCGGCAUUCUGGGUAUCAGCUCAACCACAGAUGCCAGCAAGCGCAAGAGGGAGGAAGCUCUGCAGGAGUCCUCGCUGCUGAAUGGCCACGCCCACAUGGGGCGGGACUUCCUGAGGAAGCAGAUGAGGGGGGAGCUGUUCACGCCGCAGCAGUUAGAGGUACUGGACCGAGUGUUUGAGUGGCAGGCCCUCUCUGACCUCUUUCCCACCCCCGAUCCCAGCAGGCCCCAGCAGGCGACGGACUACUCAGCCAUGGUCUCUCUGGCGGGGGGGCUGGAGGAGAUGAAGGGCAGUCUGGUCACCCCUGGGGGGGCCGAGCUGGGGGCCGCUGUUCCUGGGCCACAGCCCUACCAGCUGGUGUCAGGUCGAGAUCUGGCCGGAACCACUCUGCCAGGGUACCCCCCUCACGUGCCCCCUACUGGCCAGGGCAGUUACUCCACCCCCACCUUGAGCAGCAUGGUACCCGGGGGGGACUUCUCCAGCAGCCCGUACUCCCACCCUCAGUACUCCUCCUACAAUGAGUCCUGGAGGUUCCCCAGCCCCGGCCUGCUGGGAUCUCCGUACUACUACAGCACGGCUACGCGGGGGGCAGGCUCAGCCAGCGCCGCCACCACCGCCUACGAUCGCCACUGACGCACGCCCGGAGGGGGGGGGGAUAGAGGGAGAGGAGGAGG
Messenger RNA from Anguilla rostrata (American eel), 1604 nucleotides. RefSeq names its product paired box protein Pax-5-like. NCBI's taxonomy places the organism in Eukaryota, Metazoa, Chordata, Actinopteri, Anguilliformes, Anguillidae. Gene Ontology annotation, biological process: regulation of transcription by RNA polymerase II; anatomical structure development. The transcript has 10 exons. The coding region runs from base 394 to 1563 and encodes 389 amino acids. Gene Ontology annotation, molecular function: RNA polymerase II cis-regulatory region sequence-specific DNA binding; DNA-binding transcription factor activity, RNA polymerase II-specific. The record is from RefSeq and is a predicted model, not a curated record.